GUGUAGUGGCGGUGAGAUGAGAGCCGUCGUGCAGAGAGUUCUUGAAACUCAGAUCAGAGAUGGUAAUUUCAUCACCAGCACAGUGACGCUUGGACUGUGUAUCUCUGUCACAUUUCACAAGAAUGAUUCUAUAGAGGAUCUUAAUUAUAUGGCCAAAAAGGUACUGAACCUUAAACUUUUCAAUGACAACCUAUCAAACAAACCUUGGAAGAUGGACAUCAGGCAGAAAGGCUAUGGAAUAACGGUUCUAAAAGAGAAAAGGCUCAUAUCAGGGUUUAACGGAUCUCAACCUAUCUUUGAUGACGCAAUGGAAACUCGAUUUGCUUACAAGUUCUACAAAAUGUUCAUCAAGUUGCUGCGUCAACUUCACGACUCUAAACUCGUUAAAGGAACUUCAUUCCGAAAGCCAGUCAGAGUCAAUAUAAUUCACGACGGACCAGCUAUAUUCGUUCUUCACUCACCUAAAAAUAUGAAACGAUCGCCAAGAGAAAAGUUUAUAGCAGCGUACGGUAUGAAAUAUUUUGUUGAUUAAAAUUGAAUUUACUUUC
Macrosteles quadrilineatus (aster leafhopper) is the source of this 548-nucleotide messenger RNA. Its product is annotated as D-aminoacyl-tRNA deacylase 1-like. The record is from RefSeq and is a predicted model, not a curated record. Gene Ontology annotation, cellular component: cytoplasm. Gene Ontology annotation, biological process: tRNA metabolic process. Gene Ontology annotation, molecular function: D-tyrosyl-tRNA(Tyr) deacylase activity. Lineage: Eukaryota; Metazoa; Arthropoda; Insecta; Hemiptera; Cicadellidae. Bases 17 to 532 code for a protein of 171 amino acids. The transcript is spliced from 4 exons.